AUGGGGUUUUGGCUGGGCACCCUCAUAUUCGCCCUCCUGGAGCUGCUGGGCUUUGGCAUCGUGCAGGCAUCUGGGGCUAGACAUGGAAACAAACUGUUGAAGCACACACUCGUGGGCACGACGGUGGCGUGCUGCUGGAUGAUGUGGGGCAUCGUGUACAUCGCCCAGCUCCACCCGCUCAUGAGGCCUACCCUCCAGGGCUGA
Molecule: messenger RNA, 204 nt
Organism: Auxenochlorella protothecoides
Lineage: Eukaryota; Viridiplantae; Chlorophyta; Trebouxiophyceae; Chlorellales; Chlorellaceae
Exons: 3
Coding region: 1-204 (67 amino acids)
Biological process (GO): proton transmembrane transport
Cellular component (GO): proton-transporting V-type ATPase, V0 domain
Molecular function (GO): proton-transporting ATPase activity, rotational mechanism
Source: RefSeq, a predicted model, not a curated record